Messenger RNA from Paramecium pentaurelia, 818 nucleotides. The record is from the annotation of a GenBank genome assembly. Lineage: Eukaryota; Ciliophora; Oligohymenophorea; Peniculida; Parameciidae.
UAUGAAAAAUCUCAUAAUAAGAUAUGCAGCUAGUGUUGCAAAGCCAGGAUAAUAAUUCCUUGUUUUAUUUGGUGCCCCUGGAGUAAUAAUGUUAAUUAAUAUGAAAUUAGGUUGGUAAAGGAACAUUUGCAAAAUUAUUGAUCAAGGAUACUAAAUUUAACCAUAUAUCAACAGGAGAUGAAAUUCGUAAGAUUUUAAAAGGCAAUACAUCUUAAUCAUUUGAUCCAAAAUUAAUUGCUACAAUUAAGGAUAUUGUAGCAAAGGGUGGUCUUGUGUCAGAUGAAAUUGUGAUGAAUAUCUUAUAAGAAAAAUUAAAGGAACCAGAAUCUGCAAAGGGAGUAAUUUUAGAUGGAUUUCCAAGAACAUUAAGAUAAUUAGACUUAUAUGAAAAGAUUUUACCAACAAAUGUUGUUGUUAAUGUAACUUUAAGAGCAGAUAUUUUACUUGAAAAAUUAGCUGCGUAUUAUUUAAUAAAAAUAUUUAAGUCGUCGUACAUGUGUGGGCUGUGGAACUGCUUUCAAUAUUUGUGAUAUUAAUAGAGAUGGAUAUGUUAUGGAACCAUUAAAUCCAAAGAAGGAAGGUAUCUGUGAUGCUUGUGGUGGUAAAUUAGUGGUUAGAGAUGAUGAUAAGAAAGAAGUAUAAUAAUUAAAUUAAUCUUUAGGUUAUAGAAUAAAGAAUGAAAGAAUAUGAAGAAAAAACCCAUCCUUUAUUAGAAAGAUACAGAGCUAUGAGUGCAGUUAUAGAUUUUGAAGUUAAGAGAGGAAAAAAGGAUUAUCCAAGAUUAUGGGAUUUAGUAAAAUAAUAAUUAAGAGUCUGAA